GAGAAAGUGUCACACAAAAAUGGCAACUUUGAACACGAUUUCACCUUCUUUCUCUUGUUCCAAUAUUAACAACUAUGCUUGUUCCUAUCAUCAUCAUCAUCAUCCUCAUCAUAAUUCUAGCAAUUCUACAUUACAUUGGUUAUCCAAUUCCCCUCACUUCUCUGUUCUAUCUUCCCUCUCUGCCCCCACCAUGUUCUCAAAGUCAGGCAAUGGAAGUUCAUGGCUGCAAAACAGUUCCACUGCUGCUAGCAUCGAGUACAGGAAGCGUCCUACAUAUUCUGCAUUUCCAUCAACACCUGCCCAAGUUUCCUCUGUGCAAGACCUCUUUGAAUUCAUUUGCUCAGGCCCUUUGCUUGACAAACUUGGUCUGACAAGAGAGAAGGUGGCCGAGUCCAUCGAUAACUGGAUUACAUAUGGGCGGCGCCUGUGCCAAAUUUUCCAGCUUAAUGAAUUGUUCCUGACAGAACCUCAAAAAGCUAGGCUGUAUCACUACUAUGUACCGGUCUUUCUCUGGUGUGAAGAUCAGAUCGCUCAGCAUCAAUCCAAGUUCAAAGAUGAAAAAGAUAUACCUCCUUUAGUGAUUGGAUUUAGUGCACCUCAAGGAUGUGGAAAGACUACCGUUGUCUUUGCUCUUGACUUUCUUUUCAGAAUGAAUGGAAGGAAGUCUGCAACAAUAUCUAUAGAUGAUUUUUAUUUGACAGCUGAAGGUCAGAAUAAACUAAGAGAAGCUUAUCCUGGAAAUGCACUUCUUGAGUAUCGUGGAAAUGCAGGAAGCCAUGAUCUUGCUUUAUCUAUUGAAACUCUGUCAGCUUUAACCAAAAUGACAAGAGAAGGUAUGACAAUGAAGUUACCAAGAUAUGAUAAAUUGCAAAUUUGAAAUAUUUAAACGUCUGCAUUCAGUGGGAGAGGUGACCGUGCUGAUCCUUCGACAUGGCCAGAAAUUGAAGGUCCCCUUAAUGUGGUGUUGUUUGAGGGUUGGAUGCUUGGUUUCAAGCCCCUUCCAGUUGAAGCUGUAAAGGCUGUUGAUCCCCAGCUAGAAACAAUAAAUAAAAAUCUUGAAGCUUAUUAUGAUGCAUGGGACAAAUAUAUAGAGUCGUGGAUAGUCAUCAAGAUCAAGGACCAGAGUUGUGUCUACCAGUGGCGCUUGCAGGCUGAGAUUGCAAUGAGGGAUGCAGGCAAACCUGGAAUGUCUGAUGAUGAGGUGAGAGAUUUUGUUUCUCGCUACCUGCCGGCAUACAAUGCAUACCUUCCUACACUUUACUCGGAGGGUCCAAAUGGAUCAAAUCCUCAACAUCUCCUCACAAUUGAAAUAGAUGAAGGGAGAAACCCCAUCCUAGGUGUCUAGGAUAACCAGAUGAUAAGACAUUACUGGCUUUUCCAUUCUUUUGAGAAUCGAAAUGGCCAUUCGGCAUCAACUAGUUUCAUCAGCAGUGGAGAUAAGUCAAUGCAUUUGCACUAAUUUCCUUCAAAUGUAUAGAGAAGUUUCUUAUCAAUAGAUAAUAAUGGCUAAUGCUUUCUGGUUUUUCUUGAGGAAUAAAGGGCUAUAGGAACCAUACUAAAUACGCUGUUUGUAGUUUAUUCAAAUAUAAACCCAGAUACUAGUCAUUGAUAGUUAAUGACAUUUUUCCUUUUUAUUGCAAGACUUGGUGUGUGUUUGGGUGAAACAGUGAAUGUACAUUUGGGUGGUUUGGAAUUCGGAAUCGAGAAUUCCAACACAGUGAACGUGAAAGAGAGGUUGACUUCUGUUUACGUACGGUGAACUGAACUGAAAUUUAAACAUUUUUAAUUUCCAAUAAACUCAAAAUUGAUCCACGUUGAACUUAAUGCUAUAAAAUCCUGAUUCUCAUUGGGAUAUGUGAAAUUACGUUUGUUUUAGUGCAAACGGAGAUAUA
Messenger RNA from Lotus japonicus, 1892 nucleotides. RefSeq names its product D-glycerate 3-kinase, chloroplastic-like. Gene Ontology annotation, biological process: photorespiration. The record is from RefSeq and is a predicted model, not a curated record. Gene Ontology annotation, cellular component: cytoplasm. NCBI's taxonomy places the organism in Eukaryota, Viridiplantae, Streptophyta, Magnoliopsida, Fabales, Fabaceae. The transcript has 12 exons.